Molecule: messenger RNA, 3371 nt
Organism: Podarcis raffonei (Aeolian wall lizard)
Lineage: Eukaryota; Metazoa; Chordata; Lepidosauria; Squamata; Lacertidae
Gene: COQ4
Product: coenzyme Q4
Exons: 7
Coding region: 342-1199 (285 amino acids)
Biological process (GO): ubiquinone biosynthetic process
Cellular component (GO): mitochondrion; mitochondrial inner membrane
Source: RefSeq, a predicted model, not a curated record
AGAGCCGCUGCGAAACUAGGGAGGGGCUACGCAGAAACCUCCGCACGUCGCUCACGGUGCGCGCCGCCCUCGUGAGUCCCUCACGAAAUGCAGCCCUCCCGGGAACAAGAGCUGCUGCGAAGCUAGGAAAGGCGCAGAAAAAGGAGAGUUUUGGAGGGAUCAAGGGGCAAAUGGGGAGAGGAGGCGCAACGCAGAAGACCAGGGAGUAAGGCGGAAAGGGGUGGGUGGUUGCGAGGAGCAGUAUUCGGGUAGCUCCUGCUGGCCGCAGAAGGUAAUGCGUGUUUCGUUUUGGGAUUCUUGACUUAGUUUUUGUUCAAAAAGGGAAUAAAGCAAAACUAGCUAUGGCUCUGGCGCUGCUGCUGCUGCUACCCAGGAGAAGCCGAAGUUUCCUGCACCUUGCAGGGGACCUGAGAGGAGCCGUUGAUCUCUGCAUGAUCAGAGGUACGGGACGUCUCCUCUGCCAUACUGACCAGCCAUCAGCCACUGACAGCCCCACAGGAGAAGAAAAGUAUUACCCAUUAUAUCCAGGACACAUCCCCACCAGUCCUCUGCAGAAAGGCCUGCUGGCAGCUGGCUCAGCGUUCAUGGCUCUCUACAAUCCCUACCGGCAUGAUAUGGUGGCCGUCCUCGGGGAGACAACAGGGUACCUCGCUUUGAGAAACCUCAGGGAGAAGAUGAGAAAUGACCCAGAGGGAUAUCGGAUCCUACAAGAACGGCCUCGGAUACGCCUCUCCACAUUAGAUAUCCGUGGACUUCGGGGGCUUCCAGACGGGACCUUUGGCCGAGAGUAUGUCCGGUUUUUGGACGAUAAUAGAAUCUCUCCAGACACCAGGAUGCCUCCUAAGUUUGUAGAUGAUGAAGAAUUGGCCUAUGUGGUCCAGCGGUAUAGAGAGGUCCAUGAUCUGAUGCACACCCUUCUUGGCAUGCCCACCAAUAUGCUCGGGGAAGUCGUGGUAAAGUGGUUUGAGGCAGUCCAGACUGGCCUGCCCAUGUGCAUUCUGGGAGCAGCAUUUGGCCCACUCCGCCUUAACGCCUGGAAGCUGCGUGUUCUGACCACUGAGCUCAUCCCAUGGGCUGUUCGGAGUGGAAGUAGCGUCAACUGCAUCCUGAAUUUCUAUUACGAGGAGCGCUGGGAGCAAACCAUAGACUCUCUUCGUCACGAAAUCGGUAUCCUGCCACCUCCGGCAAUUUCGGUGUAAAUUUCUGCUGGGGAAAAUGGGGGAAAAGUCACUGGCAGGCAUUGAAGAAGCAGUAGAUGAAGUAGAUUUAGGGUCUCAGAAGUUAAACCACAGCUUGCCUUGGAUCAGCUGAGCAGCCACGGUUUGGCCAAGCAAAAAGUUUAUUAAUUCAGUUGGCAGCAUGUUCUGCAUUUUCCCUGCCACUCCAACCAGAUGAUUUAAAAUGGUAAGACAGUGUUUUAAAACACAAAGCCUCUUCAGUCAUUUAAACAGCAGUGAAAACACUGGGAGGAAGGAAAUUUGAAGCCCUGAAAACUCCGGCAGAGAAGAGGCCUGAAACGCUAAAUGGUGGAUUGUACAUAAAUGCACAGCAGCCCAGCAAGGCGGAUUCUUGGCAUAUUCCCAUUUGAUAGACCAGGGCUGGGAUAUUUGCUGCCUGUAGUCCUGAUUAGGCCCAUCUUCCUGACACCUGAGGUCAGUAAGGUGCAGUAAGGGUGGGGCAUACUAAGAGCAUGUUUCAGCUCAUCUGUAAUGCCUGCAAAGCCCCUUUCCCAGUGCAGUGCCAGAUAGUGCUUUGAGAGGGGCCUCUAAAGACUGGUUGUUUUAUCAUCUGCAGGGGUCUUCAGAAGCCCCAUUCAAAGCACUGAGUAAAAUAGUGUUCUGAAAGGGGCUUCAAAAGGCCCCUGUGUGCCGAACGCUCACAGUUGACCAGUGGACUAGGCACGUACCCCCACUCCUGUCACAGGCAGAACUGAGGCUGGGUGAAUUUAAAGCAGCAGUGGAGAACCUUUUGCAGGCCAAAGGUCUCUUAGUCAUGGGCAACCUGUUCCAGUGGUAGGCGACGCCAGAGGCAAGUGGGCGGAUCGAUGGAUGUGACCGCUGCAAGAUACUCUGCAUUCCAGCCUCACAUGUCUCCACCCAGGCAAGCAGGAGAGAUUAGUUAACACAGUUCCAGGACACAUUUCAGUCAGGUAAAAACAUGAAAGGUCAUUUCAGGGCAGGGCUGGUGAGGUGCAGCCUAGGGGGUGGGGGCCAGUGGUAUCACAUUAUGCUCCUUUGUCUAAGAUUCUCCACCCCUUGAGCUAAGGCUACAGGGUCAAUUCUGGACGAUGAGGGCUUUAAACCAGGGUGGCAUCAAGAUCCAGAUAUUUACUCCCACUGGACCUCUAGCUCUACAUCAGUGGGGCUUGUUGCUGCAGUGAAUACAGCUGAAACUACAGAUAUUUGCAAAUCAUCCAACCAUCUAUUGUUUGCCUACUCCUGGGCUACCAGGGUGGUUGAUCUCUCUCUACAAACCGCCUUUGGGUGAAAGGAAUGAAGAAUGCUGCGCAUGACUUUGUCUCCACCAAGGACAGAGGCACAAGGCCAAGUCCAGUUCUUAGCAGCACAGUUUAAGAAGGAUCUUGACAAGCUGGAACACAUGUAGAGGAAGGUGACCAAGAUGGUCAAGAGUCUGGAAACCAAGCCAUAUAUCACAGGGGGGCCCAAACUUUUUUCAAAGAGGGCCAGUGAGGGCCGACCAAAGCUGCUGAGCUUUUUUUAGAAUUGAAGCUGUUGAGCUUUUUUUAUGAUUUUACCCCAAAGUUAUUGAGCUUUUUAAAGGAUUGAACUUCUUGAGCUUUUUUUUGGGGGGGGGAUUUAACCCCAAUAAAUAAACUGCCACAAGGGCCAAAUAAAACCAGCCAAGGGGCCAAAUUAGGCCCCCAUAUUGGACUUUGGGCAUGCUCGCCAUAUGAGGAACGGUUGAAGGAGUUGAGUACAUUUAGCCUGGAAAAGAGGAGACUGAGAGGAGAUGCAAUAACCAUCUUCAAAUAUCUCAAGGGCCGCUACAUGGAAGAUGGAGCAAGCUUAUUUUCUCCUGCUGUGGAGGCUAGAACCCAAGCCGCUGGAUUCAAGUUACAAGAAAGAAGAUUCCAACUUAACAUUAGAAAGAACUUUAUGAUGGCAAGAGCUGUUUGACAGUGGAAUGGUCUCCCUCAGGAGGUAGUGGACUCUCCUUCCUUGGAGGUUUUUGAGCAGAGUUGGCCAUCUGUCCAGGAUGCUUCAGUUGAGUUUCCUGCAUUGCAGGGGGUUGGGCUGGAUGACCCUUGGAGUCACCUUCCAACUCUACAGUUGGGACUGAGAUAACUGCCCAUCACAGCUGGAAAGAGACUCAUAUCUGUAAGUUCCUUAAUAAAUCGCCAGUGCAUACAA